UUACCGGUCUACAUAAGAUGAAGCUGAGCCUCCUUCCAGAACUCUCAACCUUCCUUAAACCCUCUCUUGCUCCCACUCAUCUCCACCGCUCUAUCUGCUCUUCUUCCCUAUCACCAUCACCUCAACCACCCACUUCUCUUAAACCCAAAACCCCUCUCUUUCUCCGGCCACCCAUCCACCCAGCCACCACCUCAGAAUUCAAGCAAUGGCACCACUGGGCCAAAACCCUCGCCUCCUCCAUCGGGUCCACCUUUGCCGACUCCGACAAAGGCCCGGACUCCACCAUCCUGCGCAGAGAGCUCAACUGGCUCGUAGAGGACGCAGUUCAACAUGAAACCCAAAACGGUGAAACGAAACUCAGGCUAAGAGCGAGUCUGGAGGAGCUCUACUUGCUGUGGAAGCAGAGGAUUGAAGAGAGGAGGCCGUUUCAGUACGUUGUGGGGUGUGAGCACUGGAGGGAUCUGGUGCUGUGUGUUGAAGAAGGGGUUUUGAUUCCGAGGCCGGAGACUGAGAUGGUCGUGGAUUUGGUGGAUGAGGUGGUGGAAAAGGAUGAGGGUUUAAGGGAGGGUUUAUGGGCUGAUCUGGGGACUGGGACUGGGGCUAUUGCUAUUGCCAUCGCCAGGGUUUUGGGGAGUGGUGGGAGGGUUCUUGCUACUGAUUUGAGCCCUACUGCGAUUUCGGUUGCCGGGUUUAAUGUGGAGAGGUAUCGUUUGCAGGAUGUGGUGGAGCUGAGGCAAGGGUCUUGGUUCGACCCGUUGAAGGAUGUGGAGGGUAAACUUUCGGGGUUUGUGAGUAAUCCGCCGUACAUACCGAGUGACAAUAUCUCGGGGCUACAAGCUGAAGUUGGGAGGCAUGAACCCAGAGCUGCAUUGGAUGGUGGUGUUGACGGUAUGGAUGAUCUUUUACAUCUUUGCAAAGGGGCUGCUUCCAUGUUGAAACCUGGUGGAUUUUUUGCUCUUGAGACAAAUGGUGAGAAACAGUGCAAGUAUCUUGUGGAAUAUAUGGAAAAUGAGGCAAGAGGCAGCUUUUGUAAUUUGAGCAUAAUUCCUGAUUUUGCUGGUAUUCAAAGAUUUGUAACCGGACGCCGGAAGUAAUUCGGGAGUCCUGUGUCGACCUUCAAGAGUAUAACAAGUAAUCCAAGUGUUUGACAGUA
Messenger RNA from Argentina anserina (silverweed cinquefoil), 1153 nucleotides. RefSeq lists its product as uncharacterized. Gene Ontology annotation, molecular function: protein methyltransferase activity. Lineage: Eukaryota; Viridiplantae; Streptophyta; Magnoliopsida; Rosales; Rosaceae. Gene Ontology annotation, biological process: protein methylation. Bases 18 to 1094 code for a protein of 358 amino acids. The transcript is spliced from 3 exons. The record is from RefSeq and is a predicted model, not a curated record.